This is a messenger RNA of Melanotaenia boesemani (Boeseman's rainbowfish), 3924 nucleotides long. RefSeq names its product carboxy-terminal domain RNA polymerase II polypeptide A small phosphatase 1-like. The coding region runs from base 317 to 1105 and encodes 262 amino acids. Gene Ontology annotation, molecular function: RNA polymerase II CTD heptapeptide repeat phosphatase activity. The transcript is spliced from 7 exons. The record is from RefSeq and is a predicted model, not a curated record. NCBI's taxonomy places the organism in Eukaryota, Metazoa, Chordata, Actinopteri, Atheriniformes, Melanotaeniidae.
CACUUUAAGUGAAAUGGGAAGCCUUGAAACCUCCAUGUUUGUAUCUUGAAAUUGCAAGCGGAGUUGAGCACCAUAUUGAAUCAAAGUUGCCAACUCCGUAACAAAUGUUUUAUAACUUCAAGUCUUCAAACGUUAGCGGAUAUCCGAGUGGACAACAAAACUCGAGGUGUAAUGGACGCGCUGUAAGCGACUUGUUGCGGUGUUUUCCCGGCGCCUUUUAGUUUUGUUUUCACGUGAAGUUCAUGCAGCACCGAGUCGGCGAACAAUCCCGAACUUUAAAGUGUGAGGUCAGCACUCUGGACCAGAUCUGGAUCUGAUGGACAAUCCGUCCUCAAUCAUCACCCAAGUCAGCCGGGAUGAAGAGGGGAGUAAAGCUGCAGGAGAAAGGGGGUCUUCUCCUUCUCCAUCCAGCAAGAAGCCCCGGAGCGGAGGCCUCUUCUCCAACCUGUUCUGCUGCCUGUGUCGGGACCAACCUGAACCCCCACCAGUUAAUAACAAUGCCCCUCUCUUAGUUGAAGAGAAUGGAACUGUCUCCAAGAUUCAGGCAAAACCACUGCUGCCUCCAGUGAAGUCAAAAGACGCUGGAAAGAUCUGUGUGGUCAUAGACCUGGAUGAGACAUUAGUUCACAGCUCUUUUAAGCCUGUGAACAACGCAGAUUUCAUCAUUCCUGUGGAAAUCGAUGGAACAGUACACCAGGUGUAUGUCCUGAAGCGGCCGCAUGUCGAUGAGUUUUUGAAGAGGAUGGGAGAACUGUUUGAGUGUGUCCUGUUUACUGCCAGUUUAGCCAAGUAUGCAGAUCCAGUCUCUGAUCUCCUGGACAAGUGGGGUGCAUUCCGCUGCCGCCUCUUUAGGGAGUCUUGCGUCUUUCACCGAGGAAACUACGUCAAGGACCUGAGUCGCCUGGGUCGUGAUCUCAACAAAGUCAUCAUUGUGGACAACUCCCCAGCCUCCUACAUCUUCCACCCUGAUAACGCAGUGCCUGUGGCCUCGUGGUUUGACGACAUGUCCGACACUGAGCUGCUGGACCUCAUCCCUUUCUUCGAGAAGCUGAGCAAAGUGGAUAACGUCUACACAGUCCUCAAGCACCAAGGGACCACAAGCUAACGGCGCCCGACUCUUCAUUUCAGCUCCGAACAAAAUGGCGUACAAAAAGAAAAAAAACCCAAUAAUGCACACACCAGCAAGGCUCCAGCUUCCAGCUAUCACUGCCCACCAGAACACAGGUUGCUUCACAGCUGACCAAGCCUUUACCCUCCCAGUAUCAAACCAACCUCAUGUGUGGGUGUCUUCAGUGACUUCUUUGACAGUGUCAAUGCUGCCACCUCCUGGUCAAACGGAGAACAGGCCUCGUAUGAGUGAACGGAUAAAAGGAUGAGCGAAUGUUUAAUGACAUUUCUGCAGUGUUGCUGAACUUGCCGCAGACGUCUGUAGAGCCAGGAAUCCUCUGGACACAGAAUGGGAACUGGACACAGACCUGUCGGGAAUCUGGUCCUGCAAACUGAUUGUAAGCAGGAAUCAGGUGGAAAGUAAUUGUUUUUGGAAAGGUUUACGUGCAAACACACUUGAUUCGUCUUUGAAAGGGCAGAUGGUGUAUUCGUACUGUAGAUUGUAAAUGUCUGUUAAACAUUUUGAAAUUACCUUAUCAUUGUCACACAUCCUAAUUUUGUGAAGUGUCACACUAUUUGUCUAAAGUCAAAAGCAUGUGAUCCCUGGGUGUCGUCUUAGAGAUUUUAGAUCAAUGUGAUCAGGUAUUUUUUGAACAAUUAAGACAGUGUUAUGGAUGAAUCUAAUUCUAAAAAAAAAAAUUAAACUCAGCGGGGGUUGUAAUAUUGAUGCAUAAUAAGGAGUUGUUUAUCACUAAUAAGGAAAUGAUUGGACAGCACUUUACAGGUUUAGUGUAGUCUGUAGUGCAAGUACUCCUUCCACUGCAGCGAGUAAAUGGCUUAGAAAAUAACAUUAUAUAAGAAAUCAGGAUCUUUAUGUGGUAAUUUUGAUAUUUACCUUAGCAUCAAAUUUGCCAAGUCUAUUAAUCGUGUGUUUUUAUGCUGCAGAAAAGCAAUAUAGCUUCAUUUUUACAGCUUUUAAUCCAUGAUUAUUGAUCUGCAGUGAAAGCAAAAAGCUGCAUAGAGAGCCCCAAGCUCCUGAUUGUAAUUUCUUUCUCAAAACCUGAUGCAAAUAUGUUCAUAUCAAACCUUCUGCAGCUGUAUGUGUCAAUGCUUGUUGGGUUUAGCUUUCGGAAGGCCAUCUUUAGACAGAUCAACGGCCAAAAUGCAGCACAUGUGCACCUGUGUGUCGACAAAUAUCAUUACCAGUUGAGUCCAGAAUUAAGAGGACCAGGACUGAUUUCCAAAAUCUGGAAAUCAGUCACUGUUAAUGGUGCAUCACAACUGUGACUUCAUGAGUGUGUCAUAUGUUUUUAAAGCUACGCACAAACCUUGAAUUUUUCACUGCAUUCUACAUCUGUAUUUGAAUGAUAGACGGAAGUUGUUCCCAACAAAGCUACCGGUAGGUUCGUCAGUUUGGUUGUCAUAGUUUUCUUAUCUAAGCGGUACCUUCGAAUGCAAAGAGUGGUUCGGUUCAGUCCAGAUUGAAGGGAUAAAACCGCCCUGAAACUCUGAAACACUAUUAAUAAACAACUAUCAGAUGCAGGUACAGAGUGCAUCUCUGUACUUUGUGAUUGUUUUUGUUACCUAGCUGAGAUACUUGCUCUGUUGGAUGUAAAUGAUGUAAUAAUUCCACAUAGUGCAGCUACAGCAGUAUUUAACAGAUAGAGAACAAAAUCUAUAAAGGUCAGGUUUUUCUUAAACUUAAAAUAUAGUUGCAAAAGACUGUAUAUUGGCCAACAAAUGAACAUAGCAGGAUGCACCACCUCAAGACUUGUUCAUUCACAGCUGAAGUGGAUUAAGGGUGAAAUGAUCCUUUUAUAAUCUCAUACUCUGUGAGAGUUUUUGUUGAUGUUUUUCCUCAUUUUAAUGUUUUGGUCUUGUCAGAGAAAGAGCAACAUAGUUCUUGAGAGCUUCGUGUUAUCUCCCUUAUUUGCGUUGACAAUAUCCUGUCGACACUGAUGAAUGAAAACGGUGGGUUUGACUAAGAGCCUGGAUAGCAGGCUUGUUAUGGGGCAGGGAUGGAAUUAAAAUCCACCGCAGCAUUAUUUUUCUAUGUUAAACAAGUUCUUGUCAAUCAAAUUAGCCUUUUUUUUUCUUUGAAUUACUGAUUUUAUUUCUUAUUUUGCCCAGGAGUGGUCCUCUGAUACAAUAUUUAUGUAUGUUUUCCAAUCGAAAAAGUUGAUCUUGCUGUUUUCAUGCAAGACCUGGUUGGAUACCUCAUGUAUUAAUUAGUAGGUAGAAUAUGGAUCAGAAACACCAGCAAAAGACUAAAAAUAUAAUAUCUUACUGUUGUAGGCACAUAACAGGGUAACCCUUUUGAAAUGUGUUUCACAUCUCGAUUAGAUAAAGUACUGAUGCUGUUUUGAAUUUGUUGGUGAUAAGGAGUAUUUAUAGGAACAUUCAGUCAUCAUUUAUAACAAGUAUUGUGUCACUAUGGGGGCCCAUUUGCUGAUACUGUACUUCUUACACAUUCAGUAGAUAUGUAUAUGUUGUUUUGCACAGUAAUAAAGCAAACAAAUUUCAUUAAUAUAUGGAAUAUUCAUAUUACUGUACUCAUGAUUCAGAUAGAUGUAACCUAAUUUUUGACUUUUGUUGUUUUAUCAUACCAAAUAAUGUAUGAAUAUGGACUGUAUGUAAUAAUGCAAUUUUUUUCCAUAAAUCCUAAAAGAAGAUUGUCCAAGUGCUCUUUUGUUUGGCAUUUUCUCUUAAGACAGGAAGAACAGAAAUCUAGUGUUUGUAUGUCUGGAAAUUGGAUUUUCAACAAAGUGCACCAGCACAAUAAUGCCAAUAAAAUAAUUUCAUUAUUUUAAAAGAAAA